Messenger RNA from Zasmidium cellare ATCC 36951, 480 nucleotides. RefSeq lists its product as uncharacterized. NCBI's taxonomy places the organism in Eukaryota, Fungi, Ascomycota, Dothideomycetes, Mycosphaerellales, Mycosphaerellaceae. The transcript has a single exon. The record is from RefSeq and is a predicted model, not a curated record. Bases 1 to 480 code for a protein of 159 amino acids.
AUGCCUUUGUGCGAUGCCUCAGCGGCGGUUGCGCCAAUGCCAUUGUUCCGAAAGCUCGGUAUUAUAAAGGCAGCGUUUCGACUCGAUGUUGCUCAGUCCAUCACAACUCCCACCCACCUCCGAAACCGAACCUCGAAGACCCAAAUUUUCGAACACCAUCAAAGCAGCAGGCCUGCUAACUCUCCCUCAAUCUACCGACAACCUACUCCAUCCGGAAUGGAGUCCAGACUCUUCUUCGAGACUUCUCUGGCCUACCAGAACCUGCGCGCCGAGGAGCUUGCAAUGGCAAACGACCCACACACGGCGCUAAGAGAUCUGGAGUACAACCUCAGCCUGCAAGCAGAGCUGAGGGAGUCGCUUCAUACCCUCGCGAAGGUCGCAGCCUACGCAGAGGAGCGCGAUCGAUUCAAGGCUCGAACUACCUCUUCGGAGAUGAGCAUAUCUCCGAACGCCUCGCCCUUCAACACACCCCAGAAGUAG